Molecule: messenger RNA, 1133 nt
Organism: Galeopterus variegatus (Sunda flying lemur)
Lineage: Eukaryota; Metazoa; Chordata; Mammalia; Dermoptera; Cynocephalidae
Product: homeobox protein ESX1-like
Exons: 4
Coding region: 1-948 (315 amino acids)
Biological process (GO): regulation of transcription by RNA polymerase II
Molecular function (GO): RNA polymerase II transcription regulatory region sequence-specific DNA binding; DNA-binding transcription factor activity, RNA polymerase II-specific
Source: RefSeq, a predicted model, not a curated record
AUGGAGUUCCAACCCGAAGGCAGCCUCUGUGCCACUGGCCACCGCAGCCCAGGAGUCUACGAGGACAGGGAAGAACUGCAUGAUGCGCAGCCUACCGUGACCUCGGUGAUUGAACAGGGAAGAGACGACGAGGUACGUGCCGGGCCCAAACCUGAGAAUGCAGCAAGAUUGGAAGAAAACUGCCCUGGUGCGGAAGCGCCCCCCCCUUUGGAUCGCGAAGACUACGAGGGCGUCGGCGGCCACGAUGGCCGCUUCUACGAGGGCGUCGGCGGCCACGAUGGCGGCUUCUACGAGGGCGUCGGCGGCCACGAUGGCGGCUUCUACGAGGGCGUCGGCGGCCACGAUGGCGGCUUCUACGAGGGCGUCGGUGGCCCCUAUGGCGGCCUCCACGAGGGCGAUGGCGGCCACGAGCCCGAGCAACAGCGGGAGGAGCCGGCCCCCCUAGUCGUGGAAGGGCCACAGCCCGCGGAGGGUUAUCAGCGCCGCCGCCGCCGCCGCCGCCGCACCGUGUUCACUCAGCUGCAGCUGCAGGUGCUGGAGAACUUUUUCUUUCGCGUUAAGUACCCCGACGUGAUAGAGCGAGAGGAGCUUGCAAGACGCCUGAAUUUGACUCAAACCGUCGUGCAGGUUUGGUUUCGGAACAGAAGGGCCAAGUGGAGACGAUAUAUGAGAGCAAUGAUGUUAAGAAAUAUGGCCCCCGUCGCCUUUGGCCACCGUAUGGGAGCAGUUGUCAAUUGGCCCUAUAAUCCCGUCCCUGUUCGGGGGCCUGCUUGGGGAUAUGCUCCUAUGGUGCAACAGCCGCUUGGGCCGCUUAUGCCACAAGGGCCACGUGUGCAGUUUAUGCCACCUGUGCUACGUGUGCCUCCCAUGCCUCCCUUUGGCCAGGCCCCUGUAGGUAUGGCAUGGGCCCCUGUCGUUAACCAUCAUUUUGCAGGUCACAUGUUCUAAAGUAUAGUCUUCAUGACAAUUUUUCCAAAGUGUUCUUCUGCCAGAUAUAAAUUGUGCAUAGCACAGCAUUGAGAGUAAUUCAUUAAAUACCUGUUAAAUGAAUUGAAGACAUUUACAAAGUUACACUUUUGUUGUUUAUGUUGGCCAGAUGUUUAUAUUUUCAAUAAAGUUAUGAAUUUGCAGGA